Molecule: messenger RNA, 4443 nt
Organism: Epinephelus fuscoguttatus (brown-marbled grouper)
Lineage: Eukaryota; Metazoa; Chordata; Actinopteri; Perciformes; Serranidae
Exons: 7
Coding region: 1821-2609 (262 amino acids)
Cellular component (GO): plasma membrane
Molecular function (GO): transmembrane signaling receptor activity
Source: RefSeq, a predicted model, not a curated record
CUGGCAGUAUUUACCAUUAAUGUUGUGUCAGCACAACUCAUUAAAAUAAUCUUUGUAAUUCAGAAAGUUUAACUGAAUCAAUAAAUCUGAGUUUGUAUCCUGCAACAAAACAUUUUACUUCAGGACCCUGAGCUGCUUUUUACAGUGCAGAUUAUAUUCAGUCAUAAAUAAAGAAAUUAACUACAUUUAAACAUUUAAAUAAAAUCAAAACAUUAAAAUAAGACAAGAGAUGCCGUUAAGAAUAAACAGUUUAUAAGAGACUUGUUGCAGCUGAAGAUGAGUCGAGGAAAGUCACGACUCUGAAGUCAGUUUUUUCCAGCGAGAUCUUCAGCUGACUUGACAGCGCCCCCUCAUGGUAAUGCUGAUAAUGUUAACACUGAGGUGGCAGCACAGUCGCUACAAGAAAAUGUUAUUAACCUUUUUAGGGCUCUGGCUUGUUCACAGUCAUCGUUAGGAAAGGCCAGGUGAUACAAAUUUCAAAGCUUUAUAAAUACUCUGACUCCUGAAACCUUGUCCCAACAAUCAGCAGCCAUGGGCUCCUCUAAACAGCUGCUUAUCACUCUGAAAACCAAAAGUACUGAUGCCCACAAAGCAGGAGAAGACAAUAAGAAGACGGCAAAGUGUUUUCAGGGAGCUGUUCCCUCAGUUCGUAAUGUCAUUCAGAAAUGUCAGUUAACAGGAACUGUGGAGGUCAAGAAAACUUUCAGAGAGAGCUGCUCAUAGGAUUGUUAGAAAGGCAAAUCAAAACUCCCGUUUGACUGCAAAAGACCUGCAGGAGGAUUCAUCAGACUCUGGAGUGGUGGUGCACUGUUCUACUGUGCAGCCACACCUGUACAAAUAUGACCUUCAUCAGAAGAAAACCUUUCCUGUGUCCUCACCACAAAAUUCGACAUCAGAAGUUUGCAAAGGAACAUCGAAAGAAGCCUGAUGCUUUUUGGAAACAAGUCCUGUGGACUGAUGAAGUUAAAAUAGAACUUUAGGACGCAAUGAGCAAAGGUAUGUUUGGAGAAAAAACUGUUAAACACAGGGGAGGAUGGAUGAUGCUUUGGGCUCGUGUUGCAGCCAGUGGCACGGGGAACAUUUCACAGGUAGAGGGAGGAAUGGAUUCAUUCUGGAAGCAAACAUCACAGCAUCUGUAAAAAAGCUGAAGAUGAAGAGAGGAUGGCUUCUACAACAGGACAAUGAUCCUAAACACACCUCCAAAUCCACAAUGGACGACUUCAAGAGGAGCAAGCUGAAGGUUUGGCCAUGGCCCUCACAGUCCCCCGACCUAAACAUCAUUAAACAUCUGUGGAUAGAGCUCAGAGAGCAGAGCAUGAAGACGGCCCAAGAGUGUCACAGAGCUAGAAGCCUUUUGCAGGAACGGGUGAAAAUCCUCCAAACAAGAACUUUUUUGUUAUUUUGAAACCGUAAAAGAUUUAAAUUAAAACUUAAUCUUGGUUAAAAUGUUGAAGAAAAGUUUUUUUUUCACUCUAAAAUCGUACAAACAAAGUAAAACACUAAUCUUGCUUGAAAUGUUUAAAAUCAUGUUCCAUCUUUAACUUCUUGCCUUUUGGAGAUCAGGUCAUCUUCUACUUACUUAACCACUCACAGUGAACUACAUUUUGACCAGAGGUGCCCAGACUUUUAUAUGCCACUAUAGGUAGUGUGUUCCAUAUAGGAUGGUACAAAUGUAAUGUAGAAGGGAGGAGAGAAGAGUUGAGUGUGUGAUGUGUUUGGAGGAGGGGCUCCAUCAUUUAGAGAAGUGACAAGUUCCUGGUUUGCCAGUGAAGAAGAAAGAGAAGAAAGAGAGGCAGCGUUAAACCAUCAGAGCCUCAAACAUGAACGUCUGUCAGACUUGGAUCUGCUUCUUCUUCCUCUCACUGUGGGACACUGAUCUCAUCAAUGCACAAAACUCCAUCCUUACAGGAACUGAAGGAGGAAACAUCACAGGUGGAUGUCGCUUCACUUUGUCUGGAACUACAAAGUUCUUCUGUAAAAACGACUGUGAAGAUGGAGACAUUCUUAUUCAAACAGAGAAUGACACAGCUCAGAGCGGCCGAUACAGCAUUGAAUAUAAAGGAGGAGCUUUCUAUGAAUCUGCACUUCUGUAUGUGAGCAUCAGAAAUCUGACUAAGUCUGACUCAGGACGAUACAGAUGUCGUUUGGGUGAUUCUUGGUCUUCAGAUGUCCAGUUUGAGAUCAGAGUUAAAGAUGCUCCAACCUCUUCAGACCUAAACUGGAUUCUUCCACCUGUUACAGCAUUUGUACCAUCGACCUCCACACUGACGACAUCACAGAGUUUAAGCUCCACAUCUUCAUCAGCCUCCUCUGAAGGCACCAAGCAGCCUCAACAGCAACACACAACACCAGCUGCAGGUGUGGUGCUGUACGUGCGUCUGACUCUGGUCGUCAUGUUCAUCGUAUUAUCCACAGCUGUGGUGAUAUUCUACUGGAAGAGGGCCAGAGAACUCAAAGAAGCUCCUGUGGAACCUGAGUACGUUAACGUCACAGAGACCAACAGAGUGUGUGAGGAGAUCAGAGAGGAGGACAGACAGAGCAGAUCUCCUCCUGUAGAAAUGUCCACAGUUUACUCUUUCCACUGCAGCCAGUUCUCAGAACAAGACUGAAGACGACUCCAGUAAACUCACCUACUCUGAGGUGGAUUUUUCUGAAGGUGCCUCGCUCCACAGCGCCCCCUGUGGUGACGCAUAUGAGGCUACUCUUUAGUUUCGAGAAUGCCCCUUUAUACCCACUGAUGACAUUUUAAUGUUACUAAUUAACCUGUUUAAAUAUGGAAUGUUUCAAACAGAUGUUUUUUGAGCAUUGCACAACUUUCCCAGUCUUUUGUUGCCCCUGUCCUAACUUUAUUUUUGGAAUGUGUUGCGGCCAUCAAAAUCAGAUAUUUUUUAAAAAAGUUUAUCAUUUUGAACAUUAAUUAUUUUGUCUCUGUACUGUUUUCAAUUGACUAUAGGUAAAAAAAAAAAAAGUUUUGCAAGUCAUUGCAUUCUGUUUUUAGUUAUGUUUGACACAGUGUCUUAACUUUUUUGGAAUCAGGGUGGUAAAACAGUAUGCGAAAAAAACACUUACAAAAUGUCAAACAUGCCCUGAAAAGUCAUAUAACAGUAUGUAAUGAAAAAUAGUAUUUAAAAUAUAUGACAUGUGGUAUAGCAUGAAAAAUGUGAUAGUAAAGUAAGGCAAGUAAAAAAAAAUCAUAAGUGUCAUAGUGUAAUCUGUCAUAAAAAUCCAUAAAAAAAUAAAAUAAUAAAAAUGAAAAACAGAGUGUAAUAAUACAAGGUAUAAUAAUCAUUCUAUAAUAAAAUAAUAAUAAUAAUAAUAAUAAUAAUAAUAACUUAGAUUAAUAAAGCAUCUUUCAAGGUACUCAAGGCUGCUUUGCAAAGGAAACAAAAAUAAAUAAAUGAAUAAUAACAAUUAUACACAAACCCACAGCAUGUUGAACAUGUCAUAAAAAACAGUAAUAGUAUGACAAAAAAAUACAGUAUGUCAUAAAAAUGUCAUAGUCGAGUAUCCUGGUACAACCAUCCUCAUGAUGUGAGCUCAACAUUCUGUGUCGCCCUCUGUAUCAGUCUGGACUCAAUGCAGCCUCAAAUACUUUACAGAAAAUACCAUCCCAUUGGUAGCCAGUCCAAAAAAUGUACUAUUGUAUGUGGUAAAAACGUCGUUGUAUCAUAUGGUAUAACAAUUCAUAGAGUAUAGAAAAUGGUCAUAGUUAAAAAUAUGCCAUGAAAAAUAUCAUCGUAACAUAUGCCACAAAAAAUGUCAUAGUAGCGUAUGUUAAAAAAAUCAUUAUAUUACAUAGCAUAACAAUAAGAAAGUAUAACAUGCCAUGCAAAAUGUCAGGAUUUAGAAUGUAAUAAAAUUGUCUUAGUGUGGUAUGUUAUAAAAAUGUUAUCUUACAGUGUGUAAUAAAAAAUGUCAUACUAUAAAAUAGUAAAACUAUUCAUAAAAAUGCCAUAGUAUAAUUUGCCUUGUCACAGCCCGGCUCAAAGACUAUGACAAGGACGGGAGACAAACAAGCUGGCUGACAAUAAUGGUCAUACAUUUACAAAACAUAAGUUUAACAACAUGUGUGCAGUCAGUAAUCAGUAAUGAAGUGCAUGUGUGGGUGCCUGGCAGCAUGUGUGGAAAAUAAAGAAGGAAACCCAGAGCUGUCGACAGGCCGAGAGAUGGCGAGACUGACCAAAGAGCGAGGAGUUUAUGCUGGAGAACACACUGGGCCCAGGUGUGGAUCAAUCAGCCAUAGAUCCUCCUCUCAGCUCCUGCAACACAACAAAGGAGAACCACAAAGAGUAUGGGAGGAGGGUCGUCACAGCCUUCAACAAUGUCUUUGUGCAGUAUGUAAUAAAAAAAAAAACUGUCAUAGUAUAGUGUGUCAUAUAAAUGUCAGUGUAGUAUGUAAUACAAAAAAAGUCAUAGUUUAGUACGUCACAAAGAUGUAUUUGU